Molecule: messenger RNA, 486 nt
Organism: Pichia kudriavzevii
Lineage: Eukaryota; Fungi; Ascomycota; Pichiomycetes; Pichiales; Pichiaceae
Exons: 1
Coding region: 1-486 (161 amino acids)
Biological process (GO): positive regulation of transcription initiation by RNA polymerase II
Molecular function (GO): DNA binding; transcription coactivator activity
Source: RefSeq, a predicted model, not a curated record
AUGCCACCUAAGAGGUUUUUCAAAAGGAAAACACCAUAUGGUGCCGACUCAGGCUCUGGAACAGGCAAUGCCGGUGCGGAUUCGCCUCAGAUUCAGUUUGAUCUAGGAGUAGAAAAGAAAAAGGUAACUGUAAGGAAAUUCAAGAAUAUGAAGUUGAUUGACAUCAGAGAAUACUAUCAGAAAGAAGGUCUGUGGAUGCCUGGAUCUAAAGGGAUUUCAUUGACAGAAGAGCAAUGGAAUGCCCUUGUGAAUAGAAUGGUUGAUAUUAGCGAAGCGUUACAUAAGAUUGACGAUAAGGAGCAACUCGAUGUGAUGAAGGUUGCCCUUGAGACCAAAAACAUUGCAAUGAAGGAGCAAACAAGAGAACAAAGCGCUGGUGCUGGUGCUGGUGCUGCAGCAGAAGAAGAGGAAGAUGAAGAUGUGGACGAUGUUGAGUUUGAAGAUGUUAGUGAAGCUCCUGAUGCAAAGCGAGUUAAAACAGAGUAA